AUGAAGGGGUGUAUGCAUAACAGGGUUGAAGAUCUGGAGAUAUUGGAUUUUUUCAGAGUUAAAUGUCGUAAGGUGAAGAUGUUGGAACCUGUUGAGUGUCUUUGGCAGCCUCCAAUGCAAAAUCAACUCUUCUUGUGCUGUGAUGGAGUUUCUAGAGGUAACCCAGGGGUGGCCGGAGCUGGAGUGGUGGCUAGGAAUUCAACUUGUGAAGUGGUGGGAGCAAUGUGUGUUGGCCUUGGUGUUAUUUCUAAUUUUUUGGCGGAAUUAUAUAGCAUUCUAAUUGGCUUAGAUUGGGCAGUUCAAUGGGGUUACAGAGAUGUGCUUGUAAGGACUGAUUCUCUGAAUGUUAUAACUUCUUUGGAAGGGGAUAAUAUUCCAUGGUUUGCAAGACAUAGAUGGUAUGAAGCUAAAGUCAAGUUUGAUUCUAUUCAAUUGGUGCAUACAGCUGAUAAGAUGGCAAAGACUGGUUGUUUUUUAGAUUCUGGAGUGAGACUCAAUUUUGUUGGGCGUCCUCUUUUGUUAAACUUAAUUGAGUAUCCUAAUGUUUCUUAUUUUCGUUUUAAAUAG
Messenger RNA from Papaver somniferum (opium poppy), 567 nucleotides. RefSeq lists its product as uncharacterized. The coding region runs from base 1 to 567 and encodes 188 amino acids. NCBI's taxonomy places the organism in Eukaryota, Viridiplantae, Streptophyta, Magnoliopsida, Ranunculales, Papaveraceae. The transcript has a single exon. Gene Ontology annotation, molecular function: nucleic acid binding; RNA-DNA hybrid ribonuclease activity. The record is from RefSeq and is a predicted model, not a curated record.